Molecule: messenger RNA, 864 nt
Organism: Apiotrichum porosum
Lineage: Eukaryota; Fungi; Basidiomycota; Tremellomycetes; Trichosporonales; Trichosporonaceae
Exons: 10
Coding region: 1-864 (287 amino acids)
Cellular component (GO): mitochondrion
Molecular function (GO): delta(3,5)-delta(2,4)-dienoyl-CoA isomerase activity
Source: RefSeq, a predicted model, not a curated record
AUGACCGACGUCUCUCAGUACAACGGCAAGUUCCACCGCGCAUCGUCGCCCUCUCCCAACGUUCUCCUCCUCGAGUUCAAUAGGAAGCCCGCCAAUGCCUUCCACGACCCGUUCUGGAUGGAGAUGCGUGACAUUAUCGAGCGCGUCUCGCGUGACGGCAACAUUCGCUGCAUCGUCCUGUCGUCGGCGCUGGACAAGUUCUUUACCGCCGGUCUGGACCUCGACGGCACCAGCAUUGGCAAGGCCGUGAACUUGGACGCGGCUCGUAGGGGCUUUGAGCUGUACAACCACAUCAAGGACUUCCAAGACGCGAUUUCGUCGCUCGAGCACUGCCGUCAGCCCGUCAUCUGUGCCAUGUACGGCUACGCGCUCGGCCUGGCCAUUGACAUUGCCUCGGCAUGCGACGUGCGCUUCGCCGCGUCCAACGUGACCAUGGGUAUCAUGGAGGUCAAGGUCGGCCUCGCCGCCGACAUUGGCACGCUCCAGCGUCUCCCCAAGGUGGUCGGCAACGGGUCGCUUGCGCGUGAGCUCGCGCUCACCGGCCGCAAGUUUGGCGCCGCUACGGCCCAGGAGCUGGGCUUUGUCUCCAAGGUCGUCGACGGCGGCCGCCAGGAGGUCAUUGACGCCGCGCUCGUCCUCGCCAAGGAGAUUGCAGAGAACAGCCCUGUCGCUGUCUAUGGCACCAAGCACAUUAUGAACCACGCUCGUGACCAUGCUGUUCAGGAGGGUCUCAACUACGAGGCGGCUUGGAACGCCUCUGCUCUGCAGUCCAACGACACGGCGGCAUCGAUCCUGGGUGUGCGGAAGCGCCAGGUGCCAGUGUACGAGAACCUCCCUUCGGCGCAUGUCCCGGCCAAGCUCUAA